AUGGCUACUGGCCUCGAAGCAGCGGGUGUCGUUCUAGCCCUUCUGCCACUGCUGGUACACCAGAUCGGCAGCUAUGUCGAAGGGCUCCAGAUGUUAAAUCGCCUAAAAUGGGAGGUUUACCGGAGCUGGAUGGAACGCAACUACACCGCAUUAGACAAUGAGAGGGCAAUCUUGCUCAAUACACUGCUGAUCGCUGUGGACGGAAUCACUUACUGUGGAUUUGGCGAUUAG
This is a messenger RNA of Aspergillus luchuensis, 231 nucleotides long. RefSeq lists its product as uncharacterized. The record is from RefSeq and is a predicted model, not a curated record. The transcript has a single exon. Lineage: Eukaryota; Fungi; Ascomycota; Eurotiomycetes; Eurotiales; Aspergillaceae. The coding region runs from base 1 to 231 and encodes 76 amino acids.